Molecule: messenger RNA, 3535 nt
Organism: Nicotiana attenuata
Lineage: Eukaryota; Viridiplantae; Streptophyta; Magnoliopsida; Solanales; Solanaceae
Product: protein argonaute 1-like
Exons: 23
Coding region: 111-3299 (1062 amino acids)
Biological process (GO): regulatory ncRNA-mediated post-transcriptional gene silencing
Cellular component (GO): cytoplasm
Molecular function (GO): protein binding; RNA binding
Source: RefSeq, a predicted model, not a curated record
CCACUGAUUCCCUCUACAAAUAAUAGUACGUUCCAUUUUCUCUCUCUCUCUCUGUACUUUUAUUGUGCUAAAGUCCGGUAUUUCUCUCGCGGUGGUUUUGAGUUUCUAACAUGGUGCGAAAGAAGAGAACUGACCUUCCUGGUGGCGGUGAGCGCUCUGAGUCUCAAGAAUCUGGAGGGGGACGAGGUGGUGCUCAACGCCAACUACAACAGCAGCAGCAAGGCAGCUCUCAAGGUGGAGGAAGAGGCUGGGGACUUCAUCGUGGAGGAUAUCGUGGCCAUGGCGGGGAAGCACCGCGUGGUGGAAUGGCCCCUCAACAGUCCUAUGGAGGACAACAUCCUGAAUUCUAUCAGCAGGGCAGGGGAACUCAGCAGUAUCAACCUGGUGGAGGUCCACCUCAACACCGUAGUGGCAUAGCUGGUCCCAGCAUACCUUCUAGGCCACCAGUUCCCGAGCAGCACCAAGCAACCCAGACUGUGCAUCAAGCUGCAAUGACUACUCAGCCCAUGCCAUAUGGAAGACCUGCAGAAACUUAUUCAGAUGCUGGUUCCUCAGCUCAGCGACCUCAGCUGACAAUAUCUCAAGCGACACAGCAAUUACAACAACUUGCUGUGCAGCCAGAAGUGGCUGCACCCCUAGCAAUACAACCUGCAUCAAGCAAGUCGAUGAGGUUUCCACUUCGACCAGGAAGGGGCAGUACAGGUAUCAGAUGUACUGUGAAGGCCAACCACUUCUUUGUGGAGUUGCCUGACAAAGACCUACACCAAUAUGAUGUUUCUAUUACACCUGAUGUCUCCUCCAGAGUUCUUAAUCGCACUGUCAUGGAGCAGCUGGUGAAACUUUACCGGGAAUCUCAUCUGGGAAAGAGGCUUCCGGCCUAUGAUGGAAGAAAAAGUCUUUACACUGCAGGGCCCCUCCCUUUUGUCCAAAAGGACUUCAAAAUCACUCUUAGUGAUGAUGAUGAUGGGCCUAGUGGUGCCAAGAGGAUAAGGGAGUUCAAAGUUGUGAUCAAGCUGGCAUCACGCGCUGAUCUCCGUCACUUAGGGAUGUUCUUACAAGGUAGACAGGCUGAUGCACCACAAGAAGCUCUGCAGGUUUUGGAUAUUGUUCUGCGUGAGUUGCCAACAGCAAGGUACUCUCCUGUGGCCCGUUCUUUUUAUUCGCCUGAUUUAGGACGAAGGCAACCAUUGGGUGAAGGUUUAGAAUGUUGGCGUGGUUUUUAUCAAAGUAUUCGCCCUACGCAGAUGGGGUUAUCACUGAAUAUUGAUAUGUCAUCCACAGCAUUCAUUGAGCCAUUGCCUGUCAUCGAUUUUGUUACCCAGCUUCUAAAUCGUGAUGUGUCAUCAAGAGCAUUAUCCGAUUCUGAUCGAGUAAAGAUCAAGAAAGCGCUAAGAGGUGUAAGGGUGGAGGUUACUCAUCGUGGGAAUAUGCGGAGGAAAUAUCGCAUUUCUGGUUUAACAUCUCAAGCAACAAGGGAGUUGAUUUUUCCUGUUGAUGAUAGGGGUACAGUGAAAUCUGUUGUGGAAUAUUUUCGAGAAACAUAUGGGUUUGUCAUUCAGCAUACCCAGUGGCCUUGUCUACAAGUUGGAAAUCAGCAGCGGCCAAAUUAUUUGCCAAUGGAAGUCUGCAAGAUUGUUGAGGGACAGAGAUACUCGAAGCGCUUGAAUGAGAGGCAGAUCACUGCACUCCUGAAAGUAACCUGUCAGCGUCCCCAACAGAGGGAGCAGGAUAUUAUGCAGACUGUUCGUCAUAACGCUUAUGCUGAUGAUCCGUAUGCAAAGGAGUUUGGUAUCAAGAUUAGUGAGAGGCUGGCUCAAGUUGAGGCUCGUAUUUUGCCUGCACCUUGGCUAAAAUACCAUGACACGGGUCGCGAAAAGGACUGUUUACCUCAAGUGGGCGAGUGGAAUAUGAAGAAUAAGAAAGUGGUGAAUGGAGGAACUGUUAGCAAUUGGAUCUGCAUAAACUUUUCCCGCAAUGUACAAGACAGUGUUGCACAUGGGUUUUGUUCCGAGCUUGCACAGAUGUGCACUAUCUCUGGCAUGAACUUCAAUCCAAAUCCUGUUAUGCCACCAUUUAGUGCACGCCCGGAUCAGGUAGAGAGAGUCUUGAAAACUCGAUUUCAUGAUGCUAUGGCGAAGUUGCAGCCCCAUGGGAGGGAGCUUGAUCUUUUGAUUGCUAUCUUGCCUGAUAAUAAUGGCUCUCUUUAUGGUGAAUUGAAGCGGAUUUGUGAGACUGAUCUUGGAAUUGUUUCGCAAUGCUGCUUGACAAAGCAUUUAUUUAAGAUGAGCAAGCAGCAGUAUCUAGCCAAUGUAGCCCUUAAGAUAAAUGUGAAGGUUGGGGGGAGAAACACUGUUCUUGUUGAUGCACUAUCUAGGCGAAUACCUCUUGUUAGCGACCGGCCUACUAUAAUUUUUGGUGCAGAUGUCACCCAUCCCCACCCUGGGGAGGAUUCCAGUCCAUCUAUUGCUGCGGUAGUUGCUUCUCAAGAUUGGCCUGAGAUUACAAAGUACGUUGGUUUGGUUUCUGCUCAGGCCCACAGGCAAGAGCUCAUACAAGACCUGUACAAGACCUGGCAAGAUCCUGUUAGAGGGACUGUGACUGGUGGUAUGGUCAGGGAAUUGCUUAUAUCCUUCCAUAAAGCUACUGGACAAAAGCCUCAGAGAAUCAUUUUCUACAGGGACGGUGUUAGUGAAGGACAGUUUUACCAAGUACUACUUUAUGAACUUGAUGCGAUCCGCAAGGCAUGUGCUUCCUUGGAACCUAAUUACCAGCCCCCAGUUACAUUUGUUGUGGUUCAGAAACGUCAUCACACAAGGUUAUUUGCCAAUAACCACCGUGACCGAAACACAGUUGACAGGAGUGGGAACAUUCUUCCCGGUACUGUUGUAGAUUCGAAAAUCUGCCACCCUACAGAGUUUGAUUUUUAUCUUUGUAGCCAUGCCGGCAUACAGGGUACCAGCCGUCCAGCUCAUUACCAUGUGUUAUGGGACGAGAACAAUUUUACAGCUGAUGCUCUGCAGUCAUUGACCAACAAUCUUUGCUAUACAUAUGCCAGGUGCACACGCUCUGUCUCCAUUGUUCCACCAGCCUAUUAUGCACAUUUGGCAGCUUUCCGUGCUCGCUUUUACUUGGAGCCAGAGACAUCUGAUGGUGGAUCAGUGACAAGCGGAGCUGCUGCUGGCAGAGGAGGAGGUGUCGGAGCUGCAGGAAGGGGUACACGAGCGACAGGUACUGGUGCUGCUGUAAAACCCCUUCCUGCCGUCAAGGAGAACGUCGAGAGGGUCAUGUUCUAUUGUUAGAGGACUCUUCAACAGUCUGAUAGAAUUGGGUUGAUAUGAACUUUGUUAGGAAUCAUGCUUGACUCCGGCUAUUAUGGUACUUUGGUAUGUCUUAUGUUUAGUUUUGUUUCUAAAACUUGAAAACUGAAGCCAGCUUCGCUUGCCUUUAACGUUUUGAUAGUGUGGGCAUGACUUGUUUGAUUUGGUUCAUUACUUUUAUUUGCUAUAAUAUAUGCGCUGUGUGAUUUGAUAAGUCA